UUGCUGUUCGCUACGCUGUUGGCAAGCGUCAGCCACUAGAAUGUCGUGCCGCACUACCUGUUCCAUCCUCGACCAUAUCUUCUGGAGACAGACCAAACCUCGUGGCUCGCAACCGUGCAGUUCCAUGGAUACUUUCUCACGCUCUUCUCUGCCACCGCACUCGGGGCAUGAUGACACGCUGACAGCGACGGCUUGUCGCAUGGCCCUCAUCCUCGCGGCUGUCUAGCUCGGACGGGAGAACGCGUGACAAGCAUAGGGCCUGCCGUAAUACCCCGUGGCUCGUUGAACAAGAGCCAGGCGUCCGCAAGGGUCCAGUCAACGGGCCAUAAGAUCGCAGCCCUAUCAUACGAGAACGGAGCGAAACUCCGCUUAUCCCGAAUGUUCGAUGCUGCCUCGACGUGUGCAGCUUGCUGAUGCUAGCUUCGGAGACAUUCUGGAAAAUAACAGACCAGCAAAGACUGUUGGGAUGCAGGAAGACAUUUGCCCAUAGCUGUCUCGUCCCCUGACAACUAUGGUGCAGUUCACUUGGUCACC
Molecule: messenger RNA, 534 nt
Organism: Dichomitus squalens LYAD-421 SS1
Lineage: Eukaryota; Fungi; Basidiomycota; Agaricomycetes; Polyporales; Polyporaceae
Exons: 3
Coding region: 41-226 (61 amino acids)
Source: RefSeq, a predicted model, not a curated record